CAAUUUAUCGGCGCUUCGUUCAACCCGGGGUUAGUCAUUGGUCGUGCAGCGCAGGACGGCGGCGUCUCGGCGAUUAUGUGUUGUAUUGGACCAAGAGCUCGGGUAUCGUUUUUGUCUUUUCCAAAAAAAAAAACAGAUUUAGCUUCGCCUCGGCUUGACAACGGAGCGGGGAUUUAUACUCGGAAGUCGAGAUGAUUGAGGUGGUGGCCUCCAUGGCCCGAGGCCCUGUCUUCCUGGCCGGGGAGGUUAUGGAGUGUCUCAUAACCUUCACGAACCCCAUGUCCCACCUCUCUACCUCUGCAACUAGUGAGAUGCUGGCGUGGGCAAGUGCCCAGAUCCACUGCCAGUUUCAUGCCAGUGAGAGCAGAGUGGCCCUGCCAGUCCAGGGCAACAAGCAAGACAUCCAGGCUGAGAGUGACACGGUCCUUAUCCCAAGCAGAGGAGAACGAGGCCAGUGCAUGCUCGACACGCCACCCAAGAUACUGUUCUGUGACCUUCGCCUGGAUCCUGGAGAAAGCAAAACCUAUUCAUAUAGUGAGACCGUGCCUGUAGAUGGCCCACCUAGCUUCCGUGGUCAGGCAGUCAAGUAUGUCUAUAAGCUCACAAUCGGCUGCCAGAGGGUCAACUCCCCCAUCAAACUACUAAGAGUUCCCUUCAGAGUGCUGGUCCUGCAGGGCAUGCUGGAGCAGCCAUUUCCCCAGGACGAAGAGGUCUCCCCCUCCAACCCUUUCCUGGAGGAAGAGGAGGGGAACCGAAGGGAUACCAGGCCCCUGGAGAGAGCUCUGGACAUGUUGAUGGCCACCACCUCCAGGCGCUGCCCUCAUAUGUUCAACAUCACCAACAUGCGGGGGAAAGUCGCAAAGUUCUGCAUUUUUAAGAUUGUGUACAGGCUAGGGGAGGACAUCAUUGGCACUUUUAACUUCUCAGAAGGCGAAAUUCCCUGCCUACAGUACUCCGUGAGCCUCCAGAGCGAAGAGGAGAUCCAGCAGCCAUACCAGCGGCGUCCCGGCCAGGCAGUCAGCGUGACGGGACACGGCCGGCACAUGGAGUCCUGCCUCCACACGGCCUCCAGCCACUUCUCCCUCCCUAUACCCCUCAACGUCACGCCGGGGUUCAGCACAGACAUAGUUUCUCUGAGAUGGCGCCUGCACUUUGAGUUUGUCACUACCCGGGAGCCCAUGGAGCCGCCCGUCGUACUGCAGACCCACUCAGAGGUUACGGUUUGGACAGGGGCAGAGCAUGUUGAUGUUGAUACCUUCAGCUGGGACCUGCCAAUCAAAGUCCUGCCCACCAAUCCAGCCUUGGCAUCCUACGUGUCCCAGUUUACAGGGACCAACAGCAUCAGCAUUUGACGGCCUGUUGAGGAAACGUCAUGUUUCUGAACUUAUGCAUAGAUGUAUGUGUUUGCCCUGACGUGUGUGUGUGUGUGUGUGUGUGUGUGUGUGUGUGUGUGUGUGUG
Molecule: messenger RNA, 1459 nt
Organism: Lampris incognitus (smalleye Pacific opah)
Lineage: Eukaryota; Metazoa; Chordata; Actinopteri; Lampriformes; Lampridae
Gene: rgp1
Product: GP1 homolog, RAB6A GEF complex partner 1
Exons: 9
Coding region: 192-1352 (386 amino acids)
Biological process (GO): retrograde transport, endosome to Golgi
Cellular component (GO): Golgi membrane; Ric1-Rgp1 guanyl-nucleotide exchange factor complex
Source: RefSeq, a predicted model, not a curated record